Molecule: messenger RNA, 515 nt
Organism: Rubroshorea leprosula
Lineage: Eukaryota; Viridiplantae; Streptophyta; Magnoliopsida; Malvales; Dipterocarpaceae
Source: the annotation of a GenBank genome assembly
CAAGUUUAAGGGCUUAUUUAUUACAAUAAAAAUUUAGGGGUUUAAUCAAGAACUUGAGUUAUUCUCACCAAUAGAAAUUGAAUCUGAAAAGCAGCUUCAAUAAUUUCCAGAAUUUGAGGAAGGGAGAGUGGGUGAAAAAAGGAUGGGGAUGAAUUCGUUCUUAGUGGGAUUGGCGCCAUUUGCGGCGUUGGCGUCGUUGGAGUGCCUGGAAGUUGGCUUGAACACUCAACAAAGCAGCCACGUCAAAGGGGAUGAGACAACGAGGCCUCCAAUCAAUUUCUCUGUGCUCUGCAAAAUUUUCCUCCUUAGCUUUGUUGGGAUUAUUGUAAUGCAGAACUGUAUGUGAACUGGUGUAAGAGACAUUUCCCCUCGCCUUGUUUCAGCAAUACCUAACUCAAUCCCAGCUUUCACUUUCUUGCUUGCUGUUAUCUUCAGGUUUCCCUCUUUUCUUCUUUUCAACACAGAGAUAGGAUUGGAAAGGGAUGAUACUUAGAAAUUAAAUUCUAGAGCUUUUA